Molecule: messenger RNA, 942 nt
Organism: Lachancea mirantina
Lineage: Eukaryota; Fungi; Ascomycota; Saccharomycetes; Saccharomycetales; Saccharomycetaceae
Source: the annotation of a GenBank genome assembly
AUGGAGAAAUUUACCGAAUGGCGAGACCAGGGAACUGGAGUUCCUCCUUUUCUUCCUGCGAUGCCUUCUCUUUCUCAAGAGAAAGGUUUCCGAGGUUUUUAUCAUAAUUGCGUGGCACUUGGAAGAUUAACUAUUGCAUCGCCGUUUUUAAUCUUGGCUGUAAUUGUCGGGAUAAAUCGGAUUUCAAAGUCGCUGGUGAAGUUUGGGCUUGUGAUCUUGUGCAAUUGGAAUUUGCAGGUUAGUAUACAGGGCGUGAGACGCACGGAACAGCGCAGUGUUCAUAUGCCUCAGAAAAAUCACAUGUACAUGGUAAAUUACAGUUCUCCGCUGGAUUGCGUCGCCUUGUGGUUUCUAGCGGAUGGACCAGUGAAAUUCUGUAUUGCUAGUGAUGUGCAGGGCAGUUCGUUGGUUGAACUUGGUAUUUGGCAAUUUUUCAAGUUUACGCUACAGGGUUCUCUGCCUGAGGGUUCCGAUUUUGGGCGGAAAGUGACCAAAUUUAGCAAUUUGCAAGAUAAAGUUGUAUUUGUGUUUCCUGAGGGGACAUGUUCCAACGGUAAGAGUGUACUUGGUUUGGUUUUGAAUCAACAAUCUCUGGAUCAGUUUCUCGACGAAAACGACGACGCAAGAGAAAUUGGCGUGUCAACUGGAGCCAAACACACCAAAUCAUCGGUCCCAGUUGCCAGAAAAAAAGUGCAGACUAUACAGUUGAAAAUAAAGAGUACUUUGGCAACGCCUUUGAGCCUCGGUUUGUGGAAGUAUUUGGUCAGAAUGACGACUCAGGGCGUGACUUACAAAUGCAAAAUAAGCGAACCAAUCCCCGCUGACCUAGACGAUAUCAGAGUAUCACUUGCCGGCGGCGACAAAUUUAAGCUCGUGAACCGAAAAUUGAAUUUGAGGUCGAAAAGGGCGUUUGUAAAGGCAUAUGGCGAGCGGAGACGUUGA